Molecule: messenger RNA, 1193 nt
Organism: Lactuca sativa (garden lettuce)
Lineage: Eukaryota; Viridiplantae; Streptophyta; Magnoliopsida; Asterales; Asteraceae
Product: tRNA-splicing endonuclease subunit Sen2-2
Biological process (GO): tRNA splicing, via endonucleolytic cleavage and ligation; tRNA-type intron splice site recognition and cleavage
Cellular component (GO): cytoplasm; tRNA-intron endonuclease complex
Molecular function (GO): tRNA-intron lyase activity; nucleic acid binding
Source: RefSeq, a predicted model, not a curated record
CAAACAUACGAAUUGGGGUGACUCAACUGGUUAAAUAUUAAAGUUAUUAGAAUCUAUUAAAAAGCAACCAUGAAUAGUAAACAAGACGCCGCCUUUGAUCUUCACAGUUAAACCGAACAGUACUCUCACCACCGCCGCCCUAUUAUACGUCGUCGCUCACCACCACCAACCUGUACGCCGCAGCUCGCCACCACUACCCUGCUCUUCCUUCUCUGUUAACUACCGUCGCAUACCUGCUUUGCCUUCUCCGUUCACCUUCGAAGUGUACACACUCAACUUCCGGAGGGUAUCUCACAUCAAGUUUUACUUUUAAUGGGGCCAAGAUGGAAAGGAAAAGGGUCAGAAGCAAAAGCCCUUGAAAAUCCCAUGUCAAAGACGAUUUCAGAUCUUCAAUCUUCUCUAAUCAAAUCCUAUUCUUCAGGAAUUCUAUCAGGCUAUAGUGUACUUCUUGCAAGUAAUCCUGACCAAAUUGACCUUCUAAAUCAAUCCUGUUUUGGUAAACCAAUUACAACAAUUGAUAAAGAUAAACAAUGGUUUCAGUUGACAUUAGAAGAAGCCUUUUAUCUAUCGUUUUCUCUAAAUUGUAUAAAGAUUGUAACUGGUGAUAAUAUUAUAAAAACAAAUAACGAGUUAUGGGAUUACAUGAUAUCCAAAAGGGAAUCUUUCCCUGAUUUCUUCAAAGCUUAUUCUCAUUUAAGAGCCAAAAAUUGGGUUGUGAGAUCUGGGUGUCAGUAUGGUGUUGAUUUUGUGGCAUAUCGUCAUCAUCCUUCACUUGUUCACUCGGAAUACGGUGUGUUGGUGUUCUCUGACAGGAACCGGAAUGGAAUUGGAGAUUUGAAUCGGAAUCGGAAUUGGAAUGAUAGAUUGAGGGUUUGGUCUGAUUUUCAAUGCACGCUUCGGCUUUCUGGUAGUGUUGCAAAGACAUUGUUGAUUCUUUAUGUGAAGAACAAAAAUGGUGAAAAUGGGAUUGUGAAAGAUUCACUUUGUUGUUUAGAGAAUUAUAGUGUUGAAGAGAGAACAAUUACAAGAUGGAAUCCAGAGAGGUGUAGAGAGGAUCAAGGGAAUGUGGAAAAUGGGAACAAGGAAGUUAAUUUAAUCUAAAUGCAAGAAAUGACAAUGUACUUUCAUUAAUAUUUUUUUUAUUAUAGCAUUGUACUCUCAUUUAUGUGUUUAUUAUAACAUCCUAUUUUUCA